AUGAAAAGGACUCAAUAUUUUUAAUAUUUAAUUCAUCACGAACCUAUAUUGAAUGUUCUGAUAGAAUUAAGGAAUAAUUUAAGUUCAGAAAAUAUUACUCUGGAACUUAGACUUGCUUACAUUCACAAGUUAAUGAUGGAAAAUGAAGUAUUGAUGAAGAUACUUAUCUUACCUUAUAUGUAAAUAUUAUCUUAAAUAAAAAACUAGUUGUGUAUGACAACCUUGUUAAUUUUGAAUCUGAUACCCGAAUUAAUAUCAUAGGGUCAAUAUGAACAUGACCAUUAAUCAUGGUUAGAGAGGGGUAAAGACAACCAAUUAAAUUUCCACUUAAAUGACUCUCAUCAUGAAUACUCCAUUACAUUGAUCACCAAAAGCGAUUUAGUCCCAAUCAUAUUACAGAAACCAAAGGAUGAUUAUAGCGGAAUAGAUCUAAUCCAUUUAGGAUAUAUAUCCUCGCCAAUUGACAAAUCUGAUCAAGAUGCUCUAAAAUAGAAAAUUAAAUCAGAGCUUAAAGGUCAAUUGAAGGUCUUUAGUACAAUCAUCAAGUAUGAGAAGAUGAUUCUUUCAUUUUACGAAGAUGAUUAAUGA
Messenger RNA from Paramecium tetraurelia, 588 nucleotides. RefSeq lists its product as uncharacterized. Lineage: Eukaryota; Ciliophora; Oligohymenophorea; Peniculida; Parameciidae. The record is from RefSeq and is a predicted model, not a curated record. The transcript has 2 exons.